CGGCCGGCUGAGUCUGCAUGUGCUCCACCCCUUGCUAUGCAAUGAUUAAACCCUCAGUGUGAGUAUACAGCAGGUACAGGAUACAGACUUAAAGGAGGAACCUGACUCUGGAAUAGAACUUGCACACACAUUGUUUUGUAGGAGUUAGAACUUCAUAAAACAUCUCUCCGGGGCAUCAUCCCAAGAUAAGUCAUCAUGGGCAAUGAAAUGAGCACCAUGGAAGUACCUGAAGAACAAGAUGAAAAUAUUGAUGAAAGUGACCCUGAGAUUAUAACUGUGAAUAAAAGUGAACAAGUUGUUCUUAAGAGUGCACCAAGAGUGAGUUCCAUGAAGGAGAAUGACCAAGUGGAUAGAAAACAAAUUACACACAAGGAAAAUGUGAUCACCACUACCCAGAAGACAAUAGUGAUUAGUCCCUUCUCUAACGGAAUUGAUGCCAAACCCCCAGCGACAACUGCUAAGUCUAAAUACCGAGUUAUUAUUUCAAGGCCAGCCCCAGGGCUAACAACAUUCCAAACAAAUGGCCCAGAUAUUUGGUCUAACAAAACUGAACAGCAGCCAGCUGUUCAAGGUCAGAUAAAUACUCCAUUAGUACUGGAAUCAGCUGUGACUCAGAAGAGUGUUAAUGGAAAUCUAAAUCAGGCUCCUCCCACUUUAGAAGAGACAAAACCUAUAGAAAUAGAAGUCACACCCUCUAAACCAAAGGAAAUAACUAUUUUCCAUAGGCUUUUCAAGCCAGAAAAAAAAGUUGAGGUAUCAGUUCAGUCUCAGGAACAAGAUACUCCAGAUGGUAGCAUUGUAACUAUCAAACCUGACAUGUUUUCAGAAUAUGCAUCAAGUAUCCAAGGUCAAGAACAUACUACAGUACUUCUGGAACAGGCUGUACCACAAGUGAGUGUUGGAGGUAAUACAAGACAGGCUCCUCCCACUGUCCAAGGUCAGAUAAAUACUCCACUAGUAAAGGAAUCAGUUGUGACUCAGAAGAGUGUUAAUGGAAAUCUAAAUCAGGCUCCUCUCACUUUACCUAUGGAAAUAGAGGUCACACCCUCUAAACCCAAGGAAAUAAAUAUUUUCCAUAGGCUUUUUAUGCCAGAAAAAAAAGUUGAGGUAACAGUACAGUCUCAGGAACAAGAUACUCCAGAUGGUGGCAUUGAAACUAUCAAACCUGACAUGGUCUCAGAAUAUCCGUCACGUAUCCAAGGUCAAGUAGACACUCCAGUACUUCUGAAACUGGCUAUACCACAAGCGAGUGUUGGAGGAAAUGCAAGACAGGCUCCUCCCACUGUUCAAGGUCAGAUAAAUACUCCACUAGAAAUGGAAUCAGUUGUGACUCAGAAGAGUGUUAAUGGAAAUCUAAAUCAGGCUCCUCCCACUUUAGAAGUAACAAAACCUGUGGAAAUAGAAGUCACACCCUCUAAACCCAAGGAAAUAAGUAUUUUCCAUAGGCUUUUCAUGCCAGAAAAAAAAGUUGAGGUAACAGUUCAGUCUCAGGGACAAGAUACUCCAGAUGGUGGCAUUGUAACUAUCAAACCUGACAUGGUCUCAGAAUAUCCGUCAAGUAUCCAAGGUCAAGAAGAUACUCCAGUAUUUCUGGAAGAGGCUGCACCACAAGCGUGUGUUGGUGGUAAGAUAAGCCAGGCUCCUCUCACUGUUCAAGGUCAGAUAAAUACUCCACUAGUAAUGGAAUCAGUUGUGACUCAGAAGAGUGUUAAUGGGAAUCUAAAUCAGGCUCCUCCCACUUUAGAAGUAACAAAACCUGUGGAAAUAGAAGUCACACCCUCUAAACCCAAGGAAAUAAGUAUUUUCCAUAGGCUUUUCAUGCCAGAAAAAAAAGUUGAGGUAACAGUUCAGUCUCAGGAACAAGAUACUCCAGAUGGUGGCAUUGUAACUAUCAAACCUGACAUGGUCUCUGAAUAUCCGUCAAGUAUCCAAGGUCAAGAAGAUACUCCAGUAUUUCUGGAAGAGAUUGUACCACAAGCAAGUGCUGGUGGUAAUAUAAGCCAGACUCCUUCCACUAUAAAUGAAAGUCCAACAGGCACUGAAGCCACACCAUCUAAACCCAAGGAGAUAAAUAUAUUCAAUAGGAUAUUUAAACCUGAAAAGAAAAUCCAAAUUGAGGUACCUCAGGAACCUCAAGAAGAAGAAAAUCAGAAUAUGAGCAUUAAAGUGGAACAGAAUGCAUCACUGCAGUGCAGUAUCCCACAACCCCAGAACAUAGAUGAUUACAAGCAAGCAGCUGUACAAGUGCAGAGCUCUAACACUGAAAGUCAAACAGCUCAGGAGUUUAAGGAGAUACAAACCAAAUCAGAAGCAACACAGACAACCCCAACAUCAGACAUCCACCCAGUCAUGAGUUUCUUCAAAACCCUGGUCUCUCCGAACAAGCCUGUAACUAAAACCGAAGAGGAGCCAAAAAAUGAUGUUGAUGAGACGAAAAAAGAAAGUGAAGGAAAGAGAAAAUCAUCAUCGAAAAAGGAGAAAGCAAAGAGCCUUCCACGGUUGGAAAUUGAAGCAAAAGGAUUGAAGAUAUCUGAGAGACCCAAAACUGGGACAUUUAGCAGACUUUUUAGGCAGAAGGCUAAAAAAGAGGAGCAACAAGCAAAUGAUAACCAAGUUGUGGAGGAACCUUCUAUUGUAGCUGUAACUGUAAACUCAGAGAAAGCAGCUCCUGUGCAGAUACUAACACUGGAAACUAAAACUUCUGACUCCAAUGUCCAACCACAGAUCCCAGAGCAGAACUCAAAGGAUGAAGUUAAAGUUGCCAAGGAAAAUACUCCGCGAGUUAAGCCUUUUUGGAGAAAGUCUUUUAAAGGAGACCCACAGCCUAGUAAGACUGAAGACAAUUCUAUAAAAGAAGAGCCGUCAUUCAUCUCAGUAACAGACAAUGCCUCGGCUGAGCCAGAAACCAAGACUGUUAAAGCUGAUGUUGAUACAAAGACGGUUACACUUGGAAACAAAGCUCCAGAAACCCAAGAUAAAAAUAAGAAGCCAGAAGACGGGAAAAAUACUAAACCUAAACUGAUGAUGUUUUUCAAACAAUUGUCAGUCAUUGGUGAUGGAGGUAAUCCCAAUUCAGAAGAUGUUAACGAGAAAAGCUCUAGCCAGCCAACACUUGAUCUCUCAGAUGGAGCUGAAACCACUAAAACUGAGAAAACAGUGGUCACAGCAGUGGUAGAGGCUCCAGCACCAACCCAGAAAAGCAAAGAAAAUCCAAAGGAAAAGAAGGGAGCUUCUGAAAAAAUAACCAAGCAGGAGAGCAAAGAAAACCUGGAGACUGUGAGUUUGACACAGCAGCAGGCGGAUCCAGUGCUGGUACAGAAUGGAGGGGAUGCCGCUAAGGACAGCCAAAUGAAGAGGGUAGAGAAGAGACAGUCUCUUGGAAGCUUCUUUAAAGCUAUUGGACCUAGGAGGAUGUGUGACGCUGAAGUGCAGACAGACCCGGUCUCCAUCUUGCCUGCUGAAAAGCUUAAAUAAGGGGACAGGGCAGAAGAAAAGUGAAGGCUUGCAGCUUGAAGGAACCCUGGCACUGCCAAUGUAUAUUUCAUGUGAAAAUGUACAAUUAUCAUCUGUUUCAUUCCUCAGUGAUAUUGUGGAUCUACCCACAGUUUGUUAAUAGUUGAGGAAAUUUUAGAAGUUGUGAGCUAUUAUAUAUAAUGACCCUUAAUCAGAGCAAUUGUGCGGCACUAAAUAGAAGUGUAAUAUGACAUUUCUGUAUUAAUCUCAUCACUCCCCAAGUGCACUGCCAGUCCCCUCAUGCUUUGAUAGUAAAAAAUAAUUCUACUUGUAAAACAUCUUGAUAGAAAUGUCUACUCAGUAUGGACUUAUGUAUCCUCUAAGAAAGGAAAGCUAGAGAGAAAAGAGUCCUGAAAGUCCUGUUUAAGAGGGCUAUCUCUUGAAUCUUUUGCCUCUGAACAAUUUGAUCACAAACCAAUGGUGCUUUGUUUGUGCAACAUAUUCUCAAUUCUUGUUACAAAAUGACAGAUAUACAUAUACUAUAAUUACAUUGUUUCUGAGGGGUAUAUUAUUUUGAAAGAUUUUUAGUCAGUAGAAGGCAUUGUAUUCUAAUUGCUCAGUACCUAGUCUAACCAGCCUUUCCAUUUCUAAAAGAAGCAUUUAGGGCCAGAUUACAAGUGGAGCAUUAUUUAACAUUCCCGCUCGAGUGCUAACUGCGCUAGAAGUAAGCUUUUUGCGUGCAUUGGGUUGCUCUCGUAUUGCAAGUUGAAAGUAAACUGUUUUUGCACUAGCGCUAACCCAAUGAGCCCAAAAAGCUGAAGUUAGAAUAUCGCUCAAGCAUUAGCAUAUUCCCCAAUAGAAGUCAAUGGAACAAAAACAGUGGAAAAAACCUAACAACCUAAUUGGGUGCAAACGUGAUCACAUAUUCUCAAGUGCGCUAACCUGACAUGAAAAUAUGAAUAUUUCACAUUCUAAUGUUCUACACAUAGAAGAAUAUGUUCUAUUUAUUCAUAAAUACACAUUUAUAUAUAUAUAUAUAUAUAUAUAUAUAUAUAUAUAUAUAUAUAUAUAUAUAUAUAAUGGUAUUUUGAUACAAUAUAUAUAUAUAUACCUUUAUAGAUACAUGAUUAUAUAUAGGGAUAUAUAUAUAUAUAUAUAUAAAUAUCUUUUUAAAAAUACAUAGAACAUAUUCCCCUAUGUGAAGAACAUUGGAAUGUGAAAUAUUUACAGUACAUACGCAGUUAAACCCUUUAUUAAAUAUGAAUACGGCAUAAAUAUGUUUUUUCAUGUUUUCAUCUACUUAACUGCAAGGGUCUCUAAUUCACAUAUAUAUAUAUAUACUGUAUAUAAAUGCAUAUGUAUUUAUGUGUUUAGAUUUGCAUAUAUCUCUGUAAAUACAUAUGUACACACAUUUAAACAUUUAUAUAUACAUACAUAUAGAUCUUUAGAGAUAUAUAUGUAUGUAUCUCUAUGUUAAAGCUCUUUGCCUACCUUUUUUUUCUAACACCUAGUGCCCCAUAUCUUUUAGCCCAUAUAACUUUUGUGUGCAAUAUUUUUUUUAAAUAAUGUUAUUAUGAGUGUAACUGUAAUUUGUAAUGUAUUUUUGAUAUAUUUUGUGACACUUUUUUGUUUUGCAAAACAGUUAAACAGAGCUCCAAGGUUGCGCUAUCCCAAUGAGCAUUAAAUUGAAUUGUGCUCAAGCGAUCGCAUUUACUUUCAACUUUUCAUGAGCGAAAAAUCCGACAUGUGAAAACACCAACAAUAAAACCCUUUUCACUUGCGCAUAACUGUUAGCGCUCCACUUGUAAUCUAGACCUAAUUCGGUACAAAGUAGUGACUCUAAGUUUGAAAACUGUUGAUAAUGUAAGGCAAGGUUCUGAUCUCCACAGAGCACUCAAUGAAAAAGAGGUUAAGACGGUUACUGUGAAUGAUUUUGCUGCAGUUAUCCACAUCUUUAAAUCACACAGACAUUCAGCUGAUUUUUACCCCUUUCAUUUAAUGAAUUAUUUGGCUAUUCAUCUGUGUAUUUCAGGAUAGGGUGGAAGGUCCAGACAUGUAAUUUAGGGUAUAUUUUUUGGAUGCUGCAAGUAUGUGAUAUUACUGUGAACAGAAAAGUAUGUUAGGAGGUACAUUGAAAGAAAAAAAACAAAAUCAUUUGCAUUGUACACCAUACUAAAUUAAACAUUUUUACUAUAUGUUGUAUAUUAGCAGUGAUCGAAAAUGAACUAUACAAAAAGACACAAAAAACUAUUUUAUUUAAAACACCUAAUAAAUCAUAUUUUCUAAUUAAAGUGACAUUAAAAUCUAAAUAAAUGCAAGAUAUAAAGAUUUAUUAAUAGCAAAAAUUAUCCUGAGAACAUGCAGAUGCAUUUAAAAAAAAAAUGUUAUUAGUUGUUUAAAUAUUAGAAGAAAUAAGGAUAUACAUUUUAGUUUCCAUAAAGUGAUGCUGAUCCUAUGUUACCUAUGUUCUUUUAUCUAAUCUUCUCUGCUGAGGCCUAUUAAAGACAGCUGUAGAUGAGUGGCUAUAGUAUGCACAUAAUGGCUCUGUGGAACAGAGCAAUGUUAAGUCUGAAGUCUUCAGAAUUCAUUUACAGAAAAGGGACAAAAUAAAUAAUGAAAGUAUAUUUCAAAAAUAUUUUACUACAUAUUAAAAUUGUAUAAAACAACUCAAAAUGUUUAUCCCUUUCCCGCCUGGACUUAUUUGACAAAGUUCCGAAUUAAACAAACUGAAAUCAUGCAAUCAUUCAUGCAAUGGCGUGAUUUCAAUGAUGGUAUCGGGUCAGGGGGGAAAGCCUAUGAUGCUUGGCACGCUCUCCAGCCGCGAUCCCAUAUACAAAGCAGGACAGUCAAAAGGCUAGGAUGUUCCAUGCCACCCUAACGGCGCUAAAGCCCAGGGCAGUUAGGAUGGCAUGGAACGUCCUAAUGGCGGGAAGGGGUUAAUGUCCCUCUAAACAAACAUUUAAAAUAAAGAGUUACUUUUUAAAAGAAGCAUAUUAGCAAUCCUAUUUGUAAUGCAAAAAUAAUGUAACAUUUUUAAUUUGCACUGCUUUCUAUUUUAAAAUCAAAUUUGAUGUCACUACACUUUAAUGGUGGGGAGGUAACACAGUAUGGACAGUGCAAUAAUCAGUCUAUUUGAUAAGUAAAUUAAGUUGAACACAAAUAAUAUUCUAGUUUUAUAAUAUAAAAUAUAGCAUUUAAACUUUAAAGUCCGUAUUGGUAACUAUGAAUAAUCCAAAUUACAAUCAUAAUAACCUAUUCAUUUUAAGAACACUAGAUUGAUUUAAGAUCCAAUCUUUAAUAUCUAGUUAGGAUUAAACAUUAUAUUGAUAAAAAUAAAAAAUCUAUAAGAAAAACGAUAAUUUAAAUCUAAUUUUCAGAACUAUUUUGCAAAGAUCUGAUUUGUGCAAGAAACUGUUUAUGUUUAUUUUAAAGAUGAAUAAAUAUAAUUCAUCUUAUCAAAUAUACAUUUUGCAGAAAUAUAACAUAACUUAUUUUUAAAUAAAAUUAAUUUGGGCUCAGCAAUUGUAAACGUGGCAAAGAUGAAACGAACAAUUCGUUUCCUCUCUUCCUCAGCUCUGAAGCAAUACUAAAGAAAAAUGCAAUGAGAGAAAACCUACAAUGCAAUGUUAUUCCAAUAAAAUACAUUACUGUACUAUGUUCUCUGCUCAUUCUAAAACAAUAGCAAAGAAUAUUACUGAAUACUUACUUAACAUGUUACAAUAUAAACUGUCAGCAAGAAAAAAAAAUUCCCACCUGCUAAAGAUUCACAUUUUUCCAUAUAUAAUUGACAUUGCUACUAUUAGAAAGAACGUGUAUAAUUGCACAUUUCUAUAAUUAUUACGUGUAAACUUUAUAUCACUACACAGUGCCCUUAUUAAUUAAUAUAACAGCCUUAUUUUUCUUUUUUCUUUAAUUAGUACAAAAAAUAAUCCAAAUUAAAAUACACUUUUACUAAUUUAAGCAUUUCUUUCUUACAUUUUUUUUUAGCUUAAUUACCUUAUUCAUAUGAUUCAAUAAAAUGGCUAUACCUGACAAUGCCCUUGAAACUAGCAAAUAUUUUAAAUUUACUUCCAAUAACUUUAAAAAUCUAAUUCUCAAAGGUAUCUUUUAUUGUAUGCAAAAAUUCAUAAGCGUGGCAGAAAUGUUUAGGUUACAUAUAACAGCCGGUAGGGUCAAGCAGUGCUGUAAAUUACGCAUCAUACUAGAAGUUUAUUUAAAUGACAAGAAAUUCAUAUGUGCAUAUUGUGGAUAUCCUAAUAACUCAUUUAUAAUAGAUUUUCUUUUCUCAACAUUGUCAUAUUCUACACAACACUGUGUAUCAGAUGCUUAAAGGGACACUAAACCCACAUUUUUUCUUUUAUGAUUCAGAUAGAGCAUGCAAUUUUAAUCAACUUUCUAAUCUACACCUAUUAUCAAAUUCUCUUCGUUCUCUUGCUAUUGUCAUUUGAAAAGCAGGAAUCUAAGCUUAAGGAGCCGGCCCAUUUUUGGUUCAUAACCUGGGUAGCGCUUGCUGAUUGGUGACUAAAUGCAUCAACAAGCGCUCUCCAGGGUGCUGAACCAACAAUGGGCUGGCUACUAAGUUUAGAUUCCUGCUUUUUCAAAAAAAGAUAGCAAGAGAACGAAUAAAAUUUUAUUAUAGGAGUAGAUUAGAAUGUUGCUCAAAAUUGCAUGCUCUAUCUGAAUCAUAAAAAAAAAAAUGGGUUUACUAUCCCUUUAAGUGAAAAUUGUUAUAUAUUUGAUACUUUAAUUUUUAUUGGAUUUCAGGGGAAAUUACAUACACUAGUAAUAGGGGCAAUAUUAUGAAAUGCUAAUUUUAUGAAAUAACAAACAUAUCACUUUUCUGUCAAUGCAUAUUUUAUGCACUAAGUAUAAAUAAAGUAUGUAGUGUGUUUGGAAAUUUAAUGAAAGCUAACAGGUCUGUAUGAUGAUUCACAGCAUAUUCAUCGCUCUUGUAACCACAAAUUAUACAUUUUUAUACAAAGUGCCUUUCCCUUACCUAAAUACACAAUUAUGUUAUUCCCUGUACUCUACAGCAUUUUAAAUAAAGUAUUCUUGAUGUACAGAGAUUAAAUAAAGACAUUUGUUGUAUAAUAA
Molecule: messenger RNA, 8547 nt
Organism: Bombina bombina (fire-bellied toad)
Lineage: Eukaryota; Metazoa; Chordata; Amphibia; Anura; Bombinatoridae
Gene: BCAS1
Product: brain enriched myelin associated protein 1
Exons: 15
Coding region: 196-3474 (1092 amino acids)
Biological process (GO): myelination
Molecular function (GO): structural constituent of myelin sheath
Source: RefSeq, a predicted model, not a curated record